This is a messenger RNA of Ochlerotatus camptorhynchus, 3241 nucleotides long. RefSeq names its product organic cation transporter protein. Gene Ontology annotation, cellular component: membrane. The coding region runs from base 545 to 2530 and encodes 661 amino acids. Gene Ontology annotation, biological process: transmembrane transport. The record is from RefSeq and is a predicted model, not a curated record. Gene Ontology annotation, molecular function: transmembrane transporter activity. NCBI's taxonomy places the organism in Eukaryota, Metazoa, Arthropoda, Insecta, Diptera, Culicidae. The transcript has 7 exons.
AGCACAGUUUGUGUUCUCUAUUAUUUCGUGGUAUAUUAACGCUCGCUAUCAAACGGACAGAACUCAGUGUCUACUAACGCUCCCUUCCAGUUGCACACAACAAAGCUCUCUCGAGACGCUGUCCAGCUAGUGUUCUAUAGGAUCCUUGUGCACGCGCGCGGAUUUUUUGGCAGGUCCAAAUUUGCAAAUCCGGAGGCUUUGUUACCGCUGAUUGAAUCUACGUGCGCGUGAUUUUCGUAUUAUUUCCCUUUGAAAGUGACACCGCCGCCGCCGAGGUUGCUAGCGAUCCAUUUCUAUGCGACAAGGGCAGAGUGAUAAGCGCAAACUAUAGAGUGAUUAAUUUUUAUCACUUACCGUGCUCUUGGAAAGCUUUUAUGACACACGAUUAGUGGUUUUUGUGUGGGAAUGAUCGCUGCCUUUUCUGCCAGUGAGGUGCCAAUAAAAAAUUGGAAUAUUGUCUGUGAUUGUGCUUGGACUACCUUCGAUCGAUAAGUGAUUCUAUCGGUUAUUAGUGAUUAGCGAUAAGUGACCUGCAAGGUACUUCAUGAAACGACACUACUUUGUUCAGCAAAUGAAUAACCAGCAGCGAAUGGCUCCCGUGGGAGUUUGUACGAUAAGCUCUUCCGUUUCUGCUGCUGCCGCUGAGGAUAUCUCCAAAGGUGGAGGGACGGCCAACGCUGGGUACGGUGGAACUGGUGAUGCUGAUCAGAGUCCCCCGGACUACGGGAUUGUGAAUAUCUACCAGAAAUCUGGUGGUGAUUUGAACAGCUUCGGUGGGAAGGGUAAGAGUUUGUAUGAAGGUAGCCACGAAAAGAGUGAAAGUGAAAAGGGUGGCAACAGUGCAGAUGAAGACAGCGACAUCAUCACGGAGUACAUAGGACAUUAUGGGUUGUGGCAGUUCUACUGGACGUUCCUGCUGUGUUUGUUCCAGAUUCCGACGACAUUCCACAUUUUUUGUCUGGUCUUUCAGGCCGCAAACCGCGACUUCUGGUGUGCCCGCCCAGCGCACCUCCGCUCGAUACCGCUCGAGCUAUGGCGCAAUCUAACGCAACCCAACGGGGGUCAAUGUUCGCUUCUGAACGCACCCUACCAGCAGCUAACCGAGCUGAACUUUACCGACUACUUCGGUUCGGUGAACGGGUCCUCACUGGAUCUUGUCAGUUGCCAGGGGUACGAGUUCGAUUCCCGUAUUUUCGGCCAGACAGUUAUCACCGAGUUCGGGCUGGUGUGUGACCGGGCGCAUAUGAUGAGCAUCGUCGAGAUGUGCUUUCUGGCGGGAGCGGCGAUGGGUGCCGUGGGGAGCGGUUGGAUCUCGGAUCAAUUCGGUCGACGACAUACGCUGAUGUGCUUUGCGCUGAUUCAGGCCGUUACAGGCUUCCUUCUCGGGUUCGUUACCUCGCUGGAACUCUACAUGACCCUCCGUGUGAUCAUCGGUUUCGCGUCCAUGUCUGUAGCCGUGGUAAGUUUCGUGCUGGUUGUCGAGCUGGUCAGUGGAAAAUACCGCACAAUCAUCGGUAUCCUCAACAUCCUCCCGGUUGCCAUCUCCUACGUCCUGGCGGCCGGAAUAGCUUUCUUCACUCGCGAUUGGCGACUCAUGCAGUUUAUCAUCACUAUCCCCGGUGCAACUCUACUGCUCUUAUGGUACUGGUGCCCGGAAUCUCCCCGAUGGUUACUAGCCAAAGGACGGGUUGAGGAACUGAAGGCCAUCAUCGACAUAGCUGCCAAAGUCAAUGGAUUCAAGCUACCGUCAGGCUAUGAGAAAACACUUCAAACGCCUGACUCGGAAAGCAACGAAGAUGUAGUGUCCGUUUUUGACCUGUUCCGAAUGAAAUUCCUUCGAACUACGCUGUUAAUGUUGGUCGUUUGGUUCGGUAUCGUUCUGAUCUACUUUGGAAUUACACUGCACCUCGGAAAUCUCGGAGGUGACAUCUAUCUGAACACUGUCCUCGCCGGCAGUGUUGAAUCGAUUGCAAUCUGCCUUAGCAUCGUGGUCGUGCUGAAGCUCGGAUUACGUGUUAAUUUAUUCCUCUACAUGGUCGUCGCUGGCAUCUCGUGCAUCUUGAUGAAUUUUAUCCCGGACGGGAAUCUGUGGGUGAUUAUCACGCUUGCGAUGAUAGUCAAGUGUUCGGUAGGGGCGUGCAAUGCUAUCAUUCCGACGUUUACAGCCUACCAAUAUCCAACCACCAUGAGGAACCUCGGGGUCGGAGCUGGAAACUUUGCCGCCGGCGUAGCGCUCAUCAUUGUGCCGUACCUGUGGUUGCUGGAACACGUUGACCAGUAUCUUCCCAUUACGGUGAUGGGAGUGUGCAGCAUAAUUGGUGGGCUGUCGCUAAUCGCACUCAAGGAUAAACUCAGCAAGAAGCACCAACGCCAGCGAAGUGACAGCGGAAGUGUGGGUAGCGUGGUGAGCAGUGUCACGCGGUCCACCGACGACGAUACGAGGCGCAUUGACAAACACUUCCCGCGGGACAAUUCGGAAAAUGGACUGAGCAACAUUGGAUUUACUCAGAACGAGAGCAUAUUUCUAUGAGAGCGAGCGCUGAGACGUCAUGCCAGUUGGUCCCAACCGUCUGCUUUGAACCUCAUACAAAAUAGGAAUACGAUAAGAGAGGGGUCCGGCGUGCAUUCAGAUGCCGAUUGAUGAAAGAGUACAAGAAACUUAAUUUUAGUGUGUACACGACGAAGCAUAUCGAACAUUAUUGAUGACUAUGUAGGUAAACACACACACCGGCUGGAUCCAAAUCGAUUGUCCACUGCUGCGGACCGAUGAAAGUGCAGGGCACGUAAGGCGAGCGUGAGUGGACAGUAGCAUAUAGUACACUGCCUGCUGGUGUGCUCGCGGAUCGGUUAAUCUAAUUAGCGUGGUAGGUAGCAGUUACGAGAGUAUAUGUAGGAUGUAUGUUUCAGCUACAGGUAGUACAUGUGCAAAUUGGUAGUAGAUACUGCAUGGCUCGGUUCUUCGAAAUAAGUAUCUUUUUGUUUUGACCAGGCAAUUCAAACCCGAUAUUAUAUGAACGUAAAGCAUACGCUAGGAAAUCCCGAAAACUAGGGUCUGAGCUAAAAUUGGAUGAUAAUGAAAAUAAUAGCUAUUGCAUAGGAUUAGUAGCACUCACUCAAGUAUUAUGUUUGCCAAGUAUAGUGCCUUUAGUAUCACGUCGUCAGACAGUAUUGUUGUAGAUAUUACUAAGCUGUAUUAUAAGUUAUUUGAUUUAAAGUUUUACAAUAAAAUCAACAGGAUUAU